This is a messenger RNA of Fukomys damarensis (Damara mole-rat), 1815 nucleotides long. It is a transcript of the gene Tent5b, whose product is annotated as terminal nucleotidyltransferase 5B. Gene Ontology annotation, biological process: mRNA stabilization. NCBI's taxonomy places the organism in Eukaryota, Metazoa, Chordata, Mammalia, Rodentia, Bathyergidae. Bases 1 to 1692 code for a protein of 563 amino acids. The record is from RefSeq and is a predicted model, not a curated record. The transcript is spliced from 4 exons. Gene Ontology annotation, molecular function: poly(A) RNA polymerase activity; RNA binding.
AUGAAAUGGGACAGUGGCAAGAAAAGCACUUUAGAAGCUGUAGGUGCAAUCCUCACGGCAGGGAAGGGCAGCUGUUGGUAUUUUGCCUCUAGCCAAGCGCAGGACCGGAUCAGAACCUCCACGGGACCCACAGCCCCUGCCCUGGACCAGCAGAGCCCUCCAGGAGCCCGUUGGCCUCGGGGAGGGCAGAGGGGCGGGAUGGAAGCGCUGGUUCGUCUAGGGGUCUCCACUGCAGGGACCCAGCCCCAUCGGAGGGCUGGAGGAAGGAGUGGGGGGCGGAUGAAUCCAUUCGCCAGGGAUUGGCCGGCCCAAACUGGGUCGGGGAAGAGGAUGGACUGGCCCGACGGAGACCCGAGACGUCACUGGGCGGGCCGAGUCUGCCUCCCUCCCUCCCUGGCUGGCCCCGGAGCCGCUCUGGGCGGAGGCCCCCGGGGAACUGGACGCCUGGGACUGGGGCGCCCACGUCUGCAGCCCGGGUGUGCUCUUCGCGCAGCCUGCGGAGCCCAGCUGAGCGAACUAGGGCUGUCCCUGCAGAAGUCUGCCCGAGUAUUUACUCCCGCACUGACCUGGCCACAGGUGAAGCGGCUGGAUGCACUCCUGAGCGAGCCUAUUCCCAUCCACGGGCGCGGCAACUUCCCCACGCUGAGCGUGCAGCCCCGGCAGAUCGUGCAGGUGGUGCGCAGCAGCCUCGAGGAGCAGGGACUUAGGGUGCACAGUGUACGGCUACAUGGCUCGGCUGCCAGCCAUGUGCUGCACCCUGAGAGUGGCCUGGGCUACAAGGACCUGGACCUGGUAUUCCGGGUGGACUUGCACAGUGAGGCUUGCUUCCAGCUGACCAAGGCUGUGGUGCUAGCCUGCCUGCUGGACUUCCUGCCAGCUGGUGUGAGCCGGGCCAAGAUCACGCCAUUGACACUCAAGGAGGCAUACGUGCAAAAGCUGGUGAAAGUGUGCACAGACACAGAUCGCUGGAGCCUCAUCUCACUGUCCAACAAGAGUGGCAAGAACGUGGAGCUCAAGUUUGUGGACUCUGUGAGGCGCCAGUUCGAGUUCAGCGUCGACUCCUUCCAGAUCAUCCUGGACUCUCUGCUGCUUUUUGGCCAGUGCUCAUCCACGCCCAUGUCUGAGGCCUUCCACCCAACGGUGACAGGUGAGAGCCUGUAUGGGGACUUCGCCGAGGCCCUGGAGCACCUACAGCACCGUGUCAUUGCCACUCGCAGCCCAGAGGAGAUCCGAGGCGGUGGCCUCCUCAAGUAUUGCCACCUCCUAGUGCGGGGCUUCCGGCCCCGGCCCAGCACUGAUGUGCGUGCCCUGCAGCGGUACAUGUGCUCCCGCUUCUUCAUCGACUUUCCUGACCUGGCAGAGCAGCAGCGCACUCUGGAGCGCUACCUGGAGGCCCACUUCGGCGAGGGUGACGCCACCCGCCAGUACGCCUGCCUGGUGACACUGCACGGGGUGGUCAACGAGAGCACUGUGUGCCUCAUGAACCAUGAGCGCUGCCAGACGCUGGACCUCAUUGCCACACUGGCGCUCCAGGCACUGGCUGAGCAGGGCCCAGCUGCCACUGCUGCCCUGGCCUGGUGCCCCCCGGGUGCUGACGGGCUUGUGCCGGCCACUGUCAGUUACUACGUGACCCCUGUACAGCCUCUAUUGGCUCGGGCCCACUCCUAUCCCACCUGGCUGCCUUGUAACUGACUCAGACCCUGGCCAGAAAGGACGAGGCCUCUUGUGCUGGGGCUAACAGGAAGGUGUGGGGGAUAUGACCAACGACCGGCAGCCUGUGCCAGCUGGCUCAAUUCUCCUGCAGGGCUGGGCCUU